GAACAUCCCUAUUCAAACGUAAACAAAUGAGAGUUUAUUGUGAAAUUUAAAAUUCCAUUUAUAAUGACACACAGCUAUCGAAAUUUAAUAUUAAAUGCGCUAAUACCGGUUAUCGGCAAACAAAUCAACUCAACAAGGUUAACAUAUGGCAUAACACAGAUAUUUCCGGAACCGGCAGUUCAUCUAACCGUUCCAUCAGGUAUGCUUCAGUCCCGUCCCGACAUAACAUCAACUGUUUCUAAUUUGUUUGACAAAGAACCAAGAAUAAAAAAGGUACAUGUCAUUAAUGAAGGUAGAACACCAAAGGUUUUGCUCCAACUUGAUCGAGAUUAUUUCGUACGAAGCGUUAUAGACAAUGAUAACUCCAAGAAAGUGCAAAAGGCACCUGAUGCACCAAAAACAGUACUAGAAUUUAGUUCACCAAACAUCGCAAAACCAUUUCAUGCUGGUCACCUACGUUCCGCUAUAAUCGGAAACUUUCUUUCCAAUCUGUACGAUCACAUUGGUCACAAUGUCGUAAAGAUAAAUUAUCUGGGCGAUUGGGGUACUCAGUUUGGAUACCUUAAGCUUGGUGUUGAGUUAAAAAAUCUUACCAAAGAGUACAUCAAACUUAAUCCCAUCAAAAAAUUAUACGAAGCUUAUGUGCACGCCUACAAAGCAGCAUCAGAUAAUGAUAGUUUGCAAAUGAGAGCUCGCGAAAUUUUCGCUGGUUUGGAAAAUGGACAAUUUGAAGAGCUGCAAGCUUGGAAUGAAAUCCGUUCCUAUGCAGUAGACGAACUUAAAAAUGUCUACAACAGGCUUGGAAUUACUUUCGACCACUAUCACUGGGAAUCACAGUACGGAAUCAGCAUGAUAACCGAGGUUCUUUCGCUUCUCGAGAAAAAUGGUGUUGCUCAUCCACAGGUGGAUGGAAGGAAGACAGUUCAGGUAGGAAAUCGGAUGGUACCAAUUGUUAAAAGUGACGGGACAACUCUUUACUUAACGCGAGAUGUUGCUGCUCUGAUUGAUCGACAUAAACGUUUCGAGUUCGAUAAUGUUUUAUACGUUGUAGACAAUGCACAAAGCGACCAUUUUGCUGCCCUUAUAUCUAUUGCUCAGCAGUUAAAUCUUCCCUACGCUGCCAACGUAGCUCAUAUCAAAUUUGGCAGAGUGAAAGGAAUGAGCACGCGAAAAGGCACGGUAGUGUUUUUGGCGGAUAUUUUGGAUGAGGCUGAAAUUCUUAUGCGACGAAAGCAGUUGGCUGCCAAAACAACAAAAAUUGAUUUAUCAAACGAUGAUGAAACUACUUCCAUCCUCGCAACAACCGCAGUUGUUAUAAAUGACUUGAAGCAACGCCGAAUGCGUGAUUACGAUUUUAGCUGGGACAAAGCACUUCAAACUGACGGCGAUAGUGGUAUUAAACUGCAGUACACACACUGUCGGCUAUGGAGUUUGGAAAACAGUUUUGGAUCCCCGGAUGAAAAGUGCAACCCAGACCUGUUGCCUGAAAAAGAGGCAUUGGCUUUAGUUUGCGAAAUUGCUAGAUUUGAAGAGGCACUUGCAGAAGCGGAGGAAAAGAAGGAAGCAUGUGUACUAGUCAAUUAUUUGUUUAGUUUAUGCAACGCAAUAAACCGUGCCUUGCUAACACUAAACGUGAAAAAUGAAGAAUGCAACAGACGGCAGACUCAGAGGAUGUUGCUCUUCACAUCGGCUCGCAAAACUUUACAUCGUGGGAUGGAAAUACUGGGCCUUAGGCCGCUACAGAAGAUGUAAAAAUGGUAGUUGCAUUAAACUUUGUUUGUAUUACGUUGAUAGGUAUAAAGAU
Molecule: messenger RNA, 1804 nt
Organism: Sabethes cyaneus
Lineage: Eukaryota; Metazoa; Arthropoda; Insecta; Diptera; Culicidae
Gene: ArgRS-m
Product: probable arginine--tRNA ligase, mitochondrial
Exons: 5
Coding region: 64-1752 (562 amino acids)
Biological process (GO): arginyl-tRNA aminoacylation; mitochondrial translation
Cellular component (GO): mitochondrion
Molecular function (GO): ATP binding; arginine-tRNA ligase activity
Source: RefSeq, a predicted model, not a curated record